This is a messenger RNA of Nanorana parkeri, 692 nucleotides long. It is a transcript of the gene PARK7, whose product is annotated as Parkinsonism associated deglycase. The record is from RefSeq and is a predicted model, not a curated record. Gene Ontology annotation, biological process: protein deglycation, glyoxal removal; guanine deglycation, glyoxal removal. Gene Ontology annotation, molecular function: protein deglycase activity. Bases 94 to 663 code for a protein of 189 amino acids. The transcript is spliced from 6 exons. Gene Ontology annotation, cellular component: cytosol; nucleus. Lineage: Eukaryota; Metazoa; Chordata; Amphibia; Anura; Dicroglossidae.
CCAUCUGAUUGUUAAAAGGGGGGUGUGCUGGAGCGGUGACAUUUCACAUUUGCAUUUUGCAGGAGAUCGAGCUGUAUUGACUUCUCCAGCAGCAUGGCCGGCAAGAGAGUCCUGGUGAUCCUCGCCAAAGGAGCAGAGGAGAUGGAAACGGUCAUACCCACUGAUUUGAUGAGGAGGGCUGGAAUCACUGUGGUAGUCGCCGGCCUGACAGGCAAAGAACCCGUUCAGUGCAGCAGAGACGUUGUUAUCUGUCCGGACACCAGUCUAGAAGAGGCACGCAAGCAGGGUCCUUAUGAUGCUGUGGUCCUUCCUGGAGGAAAUCUCGGAGCUCAGAAUUUGUCGGAGUCUCCUGCAGUGAAGGAAGUGUUACAGGAACAGGAUGCUAAAAAAGGUCUGAUUGCUGCUAUUUGUGCAGGCCCCACUGCCCUUCUGGCCCAUGGAAUAGGAUAUGGAAAAAAAGUCACCACACAUCCCCUGGCCAAGGACAAGAUGAUGACUGGAGACCACUACAAAUACUCCGAAAACCGAGUGGAACAGGACGGCCAUAUUCUCACCAGCCGCGGACCCGGCACCAGCUUUGAGUUCGGCCUGGCUAUCGUAGAAUGCUUAGCAGGGAAAGAGACAGCGGAGCAGGUCAAAGCUCCCCUAGUUCUCAAAGAUUAAGACUGCCAUUCAACCGUUGUCCACCUUUC